UUAGCAUUUUCCUUCUCGAGUCGUUCCACAUCGUUGUCACCUGCAAACACUAAAUACUCACAAGGAAUGUAAUGUAAUAUUUGGAACAUGUUUCUGCCCUCUAGAUAUCUAAAUACGCACAAUGUUUUGAAUUGUAUCAUUUGGUUUUGUGGCUGGUUUCGAUACAGUGAUUUUUUGCGCGAGUGACUGACUGCAGUGGAGCGGUUCCUUCAACACAAGCGCGACACUUGGCGAUGGAGCAGAAACCACCAGCUACAGAAGCAUAAUCUCUUACAUUGCCAAAAUUACGGGCGGAAUUAAAUACAACUCUCUGUCUCCGGCCUCUCAAAGGAGAGACAGGAGGUUCAUCAUGUCUGCAAAAGAGAGAUUAAAAGGGAAGAUGACCAAAGACAGCGUUACCUUACUGCCAUGUUUCUAUUUCGUUGAGCUUCCCAUCCUGGCCUCUUCUGUGGUCAGUCUGUAUUUUCUGGAGCUGACAGAUGUGUUCAAACCGGUGCGGUCAGGUUACAGCUGCAAUGACCGAAGUCUGAGCAUGCCCUACAUCGAGCCCGCUCAGGAGGCCAUCCCCUUCCUCAUUCUCUUCAGUCUGGCCUUCGCUGGACCUGCAGCCACGAUAAUGAUAGGAGAAGGUAUCCUGUAUUGCUGUCUGUCCAGGAAAAAGAGUGGGGUCAAAACAGAGGCCAAUAUCAACGCAGCCGGCUGCAAUUUCAACUCGUAUAUACGGCGAGCUGUUCGGUUUGUUGGGGUUCAUGUAUUUGGCUUAUGCAUCACGGCUCUCAUCACUGACAUCAUCCAGCUGUCGACGGGUUACCACGCCCCCUACUUCCUGACAGUGUGUAAACCAAACUACACCAUACUCAACAUGACCUGUGACGACAGCUCCUUCAUCAUAGAGGACAUCUGUUCUGAUGGAGCAGACCCAGCCGUCAUCAACUCUGGCAGGAAGUCCUUUCCCUCGCAGCAUGCUACUCUGGCUGCCUUCGCUGCUGUCUAUAUCUCUAUGUACUUCAACGCGACGUUGACAGAAUCCUCCAAGCUGCUGAAGCCCCUGUUGGUCUUCUCCUUCAUCAUGGGUGGCAUCAUCUGUGGGCUGACCCGCAUCAUCCAGUUCAAGAACCACGCCAUCGACGUCUACUGUGGCUUCCUCAUCGGAGGAGGGAUCGCCGUCUACCUGGGUCUGAAUGCAGUGGGUAACUUCCAGCCCAGUGAGGACACAUCCAGACAGCAGCCCCAGCCUCCCCCGCUCCGAGAGCCCCCCAGGAGCAACACUGUGCCCAACGUCAGCCAGAAUGCAGGUCGCCACCUGCAGCCCAACAGCCUCAACAGCAUGAACAGCCUAAAUAGCGUGAGCACAGCGGACGGCCUCACCGCGGCCCACCCCGAGACCAUCCUGACCCGGGUGCCCUCCUGCCGCGAGUCCAGCUCCCUGAAUAAUCUGAAGAGGGCCAGCGCCGAUUUGGAGUGCAUCACCCCGCCGAGUCCCAUGGGGAAACAGGACUGUCUGGUGACCUUUAACAGUAGCACGUUACCCAGGUCACAUGGUGGCUCACUACCCGAGGAGCACCGCGUCCCUCGCCGCCACGCCAGCAUCCACUCCUCCAUGGACUCCACGCGCUCCAAGCAGCUGCUGUCUCAGUGGAAGAGCAAGAACGAGAACCGGAAGCUCUCUCUUCAGGUGAUGGACAGCGGGGUGGUUGUGGGACGCCACCAUUCAACAUCCUCCUCCUCCUCGCCUCAGAGGACCAUGGAGCUGAGGUGCAGCUCUGAGCCAUCCGCCAUGGGCCUGGAGGCAGAGCUUCGUGCUCAGGGACACAUCCCCGCCCAGUACAUGAAGCUGGCAGCCAGCACCGUGCCACUGUCCAACCACCUCCCCCACAACGGGGGCAGCAGUGGCCUGGCAGGGGGGGCCCGCGUGUCCAUCCAGUCCCGGCCAGGCUCCUCCCAGCUCGUCCACAUCCCAGAGGAGACGCAGGAGCACGUCAACAGCGGCACCUCCAGUAGGGAGGACGAGGAUGAUGACGACAGGGAGGAUAACUAUGGCGGCGGUGGGAUUCCUGGUGGGGGAGGCUCGGUUCGCUCCAAGUGGCUGAAGGAGGGCGCCCCCUGCAGGACUAACAGUCUAACUAACCAGCCACGCAUCAUGCAGGUCAUCACCAUGUCCAAGCAGCAGGGUCUGCUCCAGCACGGCAGCCCCAAGAGCUCCGAGGACGGCAGCGUGGUCAGCUGCACAGGCUCCAUCCAGUACAAGGCCCUGAUGGACCAGGAGGCCGGCCAGGGGAUCGUGAGGGUGGAGGCCCAUCCAGAGAACAAGCCUGUGAUCAAGCCUCCGGACGGCAGUGGCUCCUGGAGGUGGAAGCCCCAGGAGCAGCGUGGCAGCAUCCGCCAGGCCUUCGAGCUCAACGACCUCAACCGUGACACGGAGAGCUGCGACUCGCUCAAGGACGGCUACGGCUCCUUCGAUGGCAGGAGGAGCCAGACAGGCACCGACACCGGCAGCGAGCAUGGCGGUGGCAGUGGGGGAGGCGGUCACCCACACGUGCACCACCCUCACUACCACCACCACCACCACCCCCACCAAGGCAUCACCACCAUCCGUGUGACCCCUGUGGAGGGACUAGGAGGAGGAAGUGAGGCCGCCUCCGAGACCCUCUCCAUCGCCUCCAGCAGGGAGUCCACCCUGCGGAGAAAAGGCAACAUCAUCCUGCUCCCGGAUAGAGGUCAGAGUCCAGACAACUCCAGGAACUAUUUCAAAGGGACCUCCCCCACACCGCCCCCCACCCUGGGACUGGCCUAUAGAGAGUGAACAGCUGCCCCAGUCAUCCCUUACCCUUACCAUUCCCCCUUACCGCCCAUGUGGUGGCCUAUCUGUCCCCCCAUGAGUGGCCUUCUACACUGGGUCUAGUCUGGAACCCACAAUAGGACCAUUGAACACAUUCAGCUACGACUGUAUAUUAUCAAACCCAUCAUGGAUUCAGUGGUGUUAACUGGGCUGGCUUACCUUUUCCAGUGCCAUUCUGAAGGUCAUAAUUCAUUAGCUAGCUCAGUGUGUCUAGUACAGGAAGGCCACUACAGUGUUUUUCCAUUCUGCAAAAAUCUGUUUUUUUUUUUUGUUUUCAGCAGUUUGUUGUUAGACUUGGUUUGAUAGGACCGGAUUAAAUGUAUGUGUGUGUUCUUUGAGAAAUGCAGUAAAAAUAUAUAUAUUUUAAUGAAGUAAGCUUUAUGUGACAGAUUUUUGAGUGCAGACCCAUUUCACCUCGUUGUUUGUCUGAAUUCGUGGUUUUUACGCACCAGCCAAGCACCAUGGUUCUUUUUUGAUUUGAAAAUGAAACUCUAUCACACACAAUGGUCCUUUAAGAAUGCAGGAGAUGCUGGAAUAAUCGCCACAAAGUCAUUUUGCGCACACCUUUCAAACCUUAUUUCAUUACAUAAACUUCCAUUUGACAAGCACAAGUACUAACUCUUUUAAUACAAUGGCUAUAGUGGUUUUAACUUCGAAUUUGAUACUAUUUGUUAUCAAAUUGCAAGAGGCUUUGAUGGCAAUGAACCAUGCAGGUUAUGUAUUAAGUUGAUGGACAUGAUGUUUUGUAGGCCUUUUCCAUUGAUGUACUGUGCGCUUUCUCAGCAACAUAUAAAUGUCCUUGUGUAAUGUGACCAUGAUUGGGUGUUGCACUGCAUAGCAACACUGGAGGGGCUUUUCAUAAGACGACGAACCAUGACAAUUGUGAAAAUACAUUUUUAUAUUUUUUGCUAUGUACAUAUUUAUAGUUCCCCCGAUUGAUCUGCAACAAUAUUCAGAUGUCUUCAUUGGCUUAUUACUAAUUAUUGAUAGUCUAUUUUAACAAAUAUGGGUUUAUUCAAUGUUGUUGUUUUUAGAACUUUUGCGGGAUAUGAAUUUGUUUGGCAGGUGAUUUACAACAGAGCAAUGUUUUAAGAAAUCACCAAAUAUUAUCCAUGGGUUGCAAAAUUCCGUUAACUUUCCACAAAUUUCCUGGUUGUCCAGAAAUCCUGGUUGAAUUCCCUCACGACUCCAGGGUUCUUCCAACUGGGAUUUCUGUAAAACCUGGGAAUUUUGGGGAAAUGAACAUCAUUUUGCAACCCUAAUUAUCGCUGUGAACACACCAGUCUUUCCCUGUGCUUUAGCCACACAUUGUAUCCCUCGAACAGUAUAACAUGCUUUUCUUAGCUUACAAGGGCAGCAAAUGAAGUAUGUUAAUAGGGGCAGUGGAUACAGUAUGUAAGACAAUAUAUUUCUAGGAGCAGUGGAUUAACUAUGUAAGAUAAUUACUUACCAGGAGCAGUGGAUACAGUACCUUAAUCAAAUUAGUUUUGCUUAAAGACUGGAAAUUCAAGAGGAACUUUACACUUUGCAUCCUGUAUUGCCUUUGACGAAGUAUACUAACAAGUAUUCGCUGUUUUUUGAUACAUACAGUGACCUUUUUCCUAUUAGCAACCUGUAUGGUAGUUUAAGAAAAUGUUUGUUUUUUUCUGCAAAAUGUUUAACAGCUGUACAAGUUUUUAAUGCUACUCAAAUAUGUUUUAAGUAAAUGUAUCUAUUGAUGAGUGACAUAAAAGGGAAACCACUCUCGGUAGAGGCUGCUCUUCCUGGUACAUUGAUAUGUGCACAAUAAUUGAUUUAAUUGUCCAGUUUGAUUUUCCCGAUUGGACAAUGUGGCAGCACAGCCUGUGCUGGGAACUUUGGUUAUGCUGUUAGAUUAAAAUCAAUCAUACAUUAGUGUUCCUUGGGCGAUAAUGAACCAUGCACGAUUCAGGACUGAGGAGAGGUUGUAUAAUGGCAAUAGCAUCCCUCUCCCUCCCACAAGAGAACAGUAAACAAGUGAGUCAUACUCAGUAUCCAAACUAUGUAAGUGCAAAAAUAACAUUACAAACACUACCAUUGAUUAGUGGCACUGUAAUUCUAACAUUACUCUAUGUGUGUUAUAUGCUGCCAUUGAACAAUAUAAUUGUUCAAUGAAAACCUUUCAAUGAUUUUUAUCCCGUUUGUUGUGCAAAGGUAGGGCCAAUCAACAAUACAUGAAUGAAAGUGUGGCUUUUACAGUACAUAUUUAUUUAUUUAUUUCACCUUUAUUUAACCAGGCAGGCAAGUUGAGAACAAGUUCUAAUUUACAAUUGCGACCUGUAUAGUAUACUAUGCUGCAGAGGAAGCUGGUGGGAGGAGCUAUAGGAGGAUGUGCUCAUUGUAAUGACUGGAAUAGAAUAAAUGGAAUGGUAUCAAACACAUCAAACAUACGGAAGCAUAUGGAAACCAUUUUUUUCAUUCCAGCCAUUACAAUGAGCCCGUCCUCAUAUAGCUCCUCCCACCAGCCUCUGAUACCUUUAUAAAACUGCCAAGAACGUACUGUUCAUAUACAUCAGGGGUCUCAAAGACAUUUCACCCAGUUCCACAUUCUGUCUUUAAUGAGGCCUGUCAGUUUGAGAUCCCUGAUAUACAGUGCUAUGUGCAUAGAACACUAGCUUUACUCAUGACACCUGAGAUAGCUACAAUAGUGUUUACACUCGUUUUUACAGUGGUCAUAAUAUGCCAGUUGCAUUUGGAUUACCAAUAUAAUUCAUGUAUUGAGCUUGUUUGUGUUUGUACCAGAGGUUGGAACUGAAAUUCUUUUCCAAUCGUUUCGUUCUGAACAGUACCAACCAUUCUUUUUUUGUUGUUCCUUUAUACUGUUCCGACCAGCUAAAUAAAGUUCUGAAACGGUUCGAACCCCAAAAAUGGUUAAUAUCGUUUCUGUUCCUUUUUAAACCUUUUAAAAUAUAUAUAUAUUUAAAUGACUUAAUCAAUCAGUGGAUAGAGCAGCUUGCUAUGGAGCUAUAGGUGUUUACAUUGGACAGACAACUGUAGGUUGUGAGAUGUGACAGAAAUUUUGCGGGUGGGGAGAGAACAAGAGAGGGUGGAGGUGGCUUGGCUUGAAACACUGGGCAUCUUGUUAAGACAUGCAUGAUCUCAAUUAGGCCUACAGAAUUGUAGGAGGGGCUUCUAUGGAGGAACAUUGAAUGUCUUUGAACUUCCGAGAGUUGGUUUAACGUUGGACCAGAGCUAGCUUGUAAGCUUGUGUGUGCAGAGCGGCACCAGAAUAAUAAAUAACAAACACGUCCUACCUUUUUGUAGUUAAUAAAUCCAAUGUGAAACGUAAUUACUAUAGUAUCCUUAACAAGCAUUGAAAUAGUGAAUCCAUUCUUCUCCAAUUAAAAAUGUUUCUCCCUAAUUUAUGAAUCACGCUAGUAAUGUAAGUAGGCUGCAGUAGCCUAUGCUUCAGAUGGGAGGGGCAGGUAGCCUACACACGUACACACACAGGCAAAGAUUUUCAUCUGUGUCUCCCGAUGGCAUGGUGGUCUAAGGCACUGCAGUGCUAGCUGUGCCACUAGAGAUUCUGAGUUUGAGUCCAGGCUCCAGACCCAUAGGGCGGCGCACAAUUGGCCCAGCG
Oncorhynchus mykiss (rainbow trout) is the source of this 6437-nucleotide messenger RNA. Its product is annotated as phospholipid phosphatase-related protein type 4. Gene Ontology annotation, cellular component: plasma membrane. The record is from RefSeq and is a predicted model, not a curated record. Gene Ontology annotation, molecular function: phosphatidate phosphatase activity. Gene Ontology annotation, biological process: signal transduction; axonogenesis; phospholipid metabolic process. Lineage: Eukaryota; Metazoa; Chordata; Actinopteri; Salmoniformes; Salmonidae.